Messenger RNA from Acyrthosiphon pisum (pea aphid), 1695 nucleotides. Its product is annotated as RNA-binding protein fusilli-like. Gene Ontology annotation, molecular function: RNA binding. The transcript is spliced from 5 exons. The coding region runs from base 79 to 1665 and encodes 528 amino acids. The record is from RefSeq and is a predicted model, not a curated record. Lineage: Eukaryota; Metazoa; Arthropoda; Insecta; Hemiptera; Aphididae.
GUAACAUUGUGUUUAAGUGCGCAUGGUCGUUGUAACGGUGAAGCAGUUGUACGUUUUGUGAACCAAGAGCAUAGAGACAUGGCUACGAAAAGACAUAAUCACCAUAUUGGUAGCCGUUAUAUUGAAGUAUAUAAAGCUAAUGGUGAAGACUUUAUAAAUGUUGCUGGGGGUAAUAGUAGUGAAGUCGAAACGUUCCUCGCCAAGGGUGCCCAUGCAAUUGUGCGCAUGAGGGGUUUACCUUAUUAUUGUACAGCUAAAGAUGUCAUUACUUUCUUUGAAAAUGGUGAGCAAACUUCUUCUGUAAUGUAUGGAGAAGAGGGUGUUUUAUUUGUUAAAAAACCUGAUGGCCGUGCAACGGGUUAUGCGUUUGUUCUAUUUGCUGAUGAAGAUGAUGCUUGUAAAGCACUUAGUAAGCACAGAGACCUAAUGGGAACGAGGUACAUUGAACUAAUUAGGUGUACAAAAGCUGAAGUACAACAGUUUUUGAAUCGUGGAAUGGAUCAAUCUGUGCGAUCAACAGCUAGUGAUAGCAUUGGCAACAUUACCAUCCCAGUAACAACAACAGCUGGUGUGAAUAAUUCACCUACUGCACUUCUUGGGCAUGUGCCGCUUCUGCCAUUGCCUCAGCAUGUCAUCACUAGUGGGAUACGAAAAGACUGUAUACGCUUACGUGGACUUCCAUAUGAAGCAAAUGUAGAACAUAUACUUAAGUUCCUCGGAGAACAUUCCAAAAAUAUUGUAUUCCACGGUGUGCAUAUAGUUUACAACUCUGUGGGUCAUGCAUCUGGUGAAGCAUUCAUUCAAAUGAACAACGAGGGCAGUGCUGCUCAAGCAGUAAUGGCUAAAAACCACAAAUAUAUAUCUUUUGGCAAAAAACGACGGUACAUUAAGUUGUUCCAGUGUUCUGGUGAAGAUAUGCAUCUGGUGUUGACUGGUGGAGGUGCUGCGUCAAGAGGUUUAUCCCUAGUAGCUGAUAACGCGCUAUUAUCACCACCUGGUAUGUCACCUAUACAGCAUCUAAUGACCACCAGCCAGGUGGCUAAUACUGGUAUCCCAGUCCCUACCCUAAUGCCCGCUUGGGAUCCAAUGUCCGUUUACGCCCAGAAUUUAGCCCAAACCCAAGCCCUCCAGCGUGCUACUGUGGCAGCUGCCCAACAGGAAUCAUGGUUGUAUCAACUAACUCAGCAUAAUAAUUUAAUCAAUCCUGCUUCACUCACCAAACAGCAACAAGACAUGAAUGGUGGUAUAGCACAACAGCCUAAUAUUCAAUCAAUAUUAUCUCCGAAUGCGGCUCAUCAUUUGCUGGAUAAUAGUGCCCAAAAUUACAUUGCCAAAAGUCCAGCCUCACCUUUUUUGUACUUUAAUAUGCCACAAUUUCCACACAACAUGGCGGCUAAGCCUUAUGUUCCAAUUUCGGCUACUGGAGGUCAGUUUGUCAUGCCGCCAAUGGCCUAUUCGCAACAAAAACGUUCAUGGCAACAAGCAUUUCCUGGUGGCCAUGAAAGUUCCAAUAAACGACAGUUUGCACCUCCGUCUGCUUCUGCUACUGGGCCCAUGUUUCAAAUGGGUCAAGGCCCUACUGAAGCUGCGACUGCAGCCACAACAGUUGCCAUGGCCACAUCGUCUCCUUUUCUACAACACCCUGCACAAUUUUAUACCAUUUAAGUUCUUUCCACCACUCUGUUUUCUCUCCCU